Molecule: messenger RNA, 2373 nt
Organism: Corvus hawaiiensis (hawaiian crow)
Lineage: Eukaryota; Metazoa; Chordata; Aves; Passeriformes; Corvidae
Gene: LRRC9
Product: leucine rich repeat containing 9
Source: RefSeq, a predicted model, not a curated record
AUGCCGAUCCCAGAAUCCCAGAAAACAGAUGAUCUUCAAAAAUGUGCAAAUUUGCAAAAGAUUUAUUGUUAUUGCAGUGAGAUUUCCAGGAUUGAAAAUCUGGAAGCUCUAAAAAAGUUUAAUCUACUUUGGUUGAAAAUAAAUUGUUUAAAACAUUCACAGAGCUCACAUACUCCACAGAAUUUGCAAGAGGUCAACCUCACUGGGAAUUUAGGAAAAAUAAGAAGGCUCCUGCCAUAUGUGGAUCAGCUGGAAUGUGAAUUGAACAAGAUGCAAAUAUUGGAUGAAAUAUCAAAUAGUAAAUCUCUAAGGAGCAAUCUGGAAACAGAAAAUUCAGUUCAUGGUAAGGAAGACACAGAAAAUGCAUUGUUGAAAAGGCAGUCUCACAAAAAAAUAAAUGCACUAGAGGAAAGAAUAAUAUUCUGGGACAGAAAACUGAAAUAAAUUUUAAAAUAUUCCAAAGUAGAAAUGAAGAAAAGCUUUGUUUUGGUAGUACAAUUCUUGCUGGCAUAAUUGGAAACAGUGGGAAACACUCACUUUGAAGAAGACAUUGGAUGUUUGUUCGAGCUGCAGAGUAUCAUGGGAAUGAAAAUAAAAUGCAUAUUUAGAGUGCCCAAUGAAAUUCUGAGCCUGAAAUUCAAGGAGAAGUUUCAGGUAUUUCUGUAUUGUCUCUUCACACCCACUUCCCACCAGUGCCCCCCACUAGAGUUCGUGGGGACUGAGUUUCUAAAACAAGAAGCUAAGGCAGAAGGCAAAACCAGCAGGGAUCCUGAGAAGUCCUUCAAGCACGGGAAAGUGAUAAUUGCAAAAGUUUCCCUUGGCCACAGUUCUCCAGCUUGUGCAAUGAAUCCCAUUCAUCAAGCCAACUACCCAGGAGCUGAUUCAGUAUUCAGGCCAUGGAAAUGCCAAGAAAGUGAUGCGUUUGCUUCUGGCAAUGGUGCGCAUUUGGGAAUUCACAAUUCCUUGGGACAGGGGAAUUGUGACUUCAGCCACUGGCAUUGUGAGAGGCUUGUGUUUGACCAAGAGCUGGUCCUGCCAGAAUACACUGCUGGAUUUUACUCAAAACCAGCAUCUGUGUCCAAUAUAACUGUGGAAGAAGAAGAGAAAAACACAAAAAGAUUUAUUCUGUCUUAUGAUUUGUAACAUGAUGAUGAUGUUUUGAACAUGGAACUGACAGUAAAGGUCAGGCCUCAGACUGCUGAAAUGAAAAAAGCCCACAAUAUUUACAAAUACAGCCUGUGGAAGAAAAACCCAGAAAUUCCAGAGGCAAUUUUAAGGAAGAGGAGAAAGAGGAACAGCCUGAGCACAGUGCAGGACAUCUCUAGACUUAAAAACACCUCUAGCUUAAUGAGCUAUAAUGGAUUUGCUUCCUUAAAUAAUAUUUAUGACCUGUUUUAUGUGAAUCACAACCAUGUGAUCACUUUUGAGGGCAUCAGAGGCUUAAACAAAGUGUACCUCUUCAACCUGAGAUGGAACAGCUAAAAAAAGCCCAGGGAGGAUAAACACAUUUUACAAAAACACACUACUAACAUAGUCAGUCUUAACAUCACACACAACCCAUGGCACAAGCCAGCCUCACUUCAGCUGAGUGUCACUGGGCAGUUCAAGGCUCUCACUGACCUGGAUCGAGUCCUGAUUUCUUCUGAAGAAGUCACAGAAGCAUCACAAUACAUUGCAGGAUCAAAGAUGAAUGAGGCUGUGGAUGUGGUGUUUGCAGACCAGUUUAGAAAUGUCCACAGUGUGAAUUUACAGAACCACAAUCUCAUGUCUUUCUGUGGUUUAAUCUUCCUCCCUAGUGCCAAGGGAUUAUGGCUGAGCUACAGUCAGAUUGAAUCAAUACUGCCUGGACAAAGGCUCCCAAAUCACGGUUCAUUUACUCAUUUCUGCACGUAUAAGGCAACAUCCAUCAUCAAACUCAGCUUCAUCAACUCAGACAAGUCUCACAAAGUCACCAUGCAGAAUUCCCUCCAUACUAUGAAUUCACUCUGUGUAUUGGUCAAGUUUUACAGAAUUGCAAAUUCACCAGGGGACUCUGGAUUUCCUGGAAUGCCAACAAACUUUCCAAGACAUCAUCCUCUCAGAACAACAAAUGGGAACCUGAAUGAAAACAUUUACCACUUAUUUGGCUCUGAUCUUAUACUUGGUCAUGAACAUCAAGAGCAUCUUCUCAAUAACUCAAAUGAAAAUAAGUCUAAGAACCUGGGAAUUACAACAAAUAAUCUAUGAAGCAUCCAUGUGGAAAGAGCUCUUGGGCAAGCCAAAGGAGCAGCAACUAAUCUUCUAAACCAUUUGGUGCAUCACAGUGCUGCAGCUCGAACCAGCCAACUGCACCAGGGCCACACAGAAAAUCUGGGCAUACAACCUGAGGCAUGA